Zasmidium cellare ATCC 36951 is the source of this 1320-nucleotide messenger RNA. RefSeq lists its product as uncharacterized. The coding region runs from base 1 to 1320 and encodes 439 amino acids. The record is from RefSeq and is a predicted model, not a curated record. Gene Ontology annotation, cellular component: perinuclear endoplasmic reticulum; cortical endoplasmic reticulum; endoplasmic reticulum membrane. NCBI's taxonomy places the organism in Eukaryota, Fungi, Ascomycota, Dothideomycetes, Mycosphaerellales, Mycosphaerellaceae. The transcript has a single exon. Gene Ontology annotation, biological process: septin ring assembly; endoplasmic reticulum inheritance.
AUGAUAUUCCGAUUUCUCGGCAGCUCGCUCUUCCUCCUCUCCAUCGUCUUCACCAUCCCCCUCGCCUUCGAUGUCGGCGGACGUACCUGUGGGCUCGCCUUCAGUCUGAGCCUGGCAUCAUACUACUUCUUCCUCUCACUCCUACGACUCGCGACACCGGACACCUCGACAUGGCGACGAGCGGGAGUGCGAACAGUGGCAGCCCUACAACCUCUGGUCAUACCCGCGCUGCUGAUAUGGAGCUUGAACAAGUUCAGUGUGGAUGGAGGGAGUGAUGCCAGCUGGGUGACGCGCGCUUUCUACAACGCGACCAAGCCGCUGCACCAUACGAGCUUGAGAGAUUGGGUAUUUGGCAGGGAGGGCUUGCUGGAAAGUACAUUCAUCGGCGGAUGGGACAAGCUGCUGCGAUACUCGACGCCGGUCUUCCAGUUGACGGAAGGCUUCUGCAGCUUGCUGGUCAUUCAAGCCUCUGGUCAGGUCACGAGAUUCCUGGUCAACACGAGCGACUCUGGCGACAACUGGAUGAUUGGACUCCUGGUCGUCUCCAGCAGCAUCAUCGCCAGCUCGGUCUACUUCCUCUGGCGCAUCACCACCUUCCCAGGUCUGGACAGCCAGGAUGCAGUCCUGAUCGGCAUCGCCAUUGCUUGUGCCGUGUUCUUGGCUGCGUGGGGAAUAGGAAGUGGACGUGGGAAUGUGGUGGAGAGCAGCUUGCUGUUCGCGUACAUCACCCUCUGCAUAUACCAGAUCUUCACCGACUACCAGCCAAGUCACCCCCUGCCGGAAGUUCCAACGCCAGACGCCGCGGAGUUUCCUCCGCUACCGCCCAUACUGAUGGCAAGCUACACCACCGUCCUUCAAGCGCUGUCAUCGUUGCCAGCCACAUUGCACAACGCCUUUGGCUUCAUGCUGGCCGCUAUUCAGACAGUCACCCCUUCGGUCAUCAUCUCGUUGAUGUACCGCCUGAUGGUGCUGUACGCAGCGGCAAGAAUCAUCCCAGCCGUACGAGAAUCUGGUGCACGGGCAUUGGCUGAAGACCCAUCUUUCGAAGAAUCGUCUGAGAGUGUCCAAACACUGAUGGGACUGUUGAGCUACUUCAGUCCAAGCAUCCUCAUCGCAGUCUACACCAGCCUGCUGAUGCAGCACUUUGCCAGUGCCUCGGCCGAUCAACCUGGAGAGUGGUGGACGAGUCAAGGUGGUGAAGGUGGAGGUAAUAUCAGCCGAUGGGCCAACCUGGCUGGAACCAUGGCCUUGUAUGCAGUGGAGCUGUACUUGGGCAGGGCCCACGAUGACGGACUGACAAGCCACUGGAAGUUGGAUUGA